Messenger RNA from Mugil cephalus (flathead mullet), 2483 nucleotides. Its product is annotated as Y+L amino acid transporter 2. Bases 185 to 1729 code for a protein of 514 amino acids. The record is from RefSeq and is a predicted model, not a curated record. NCBI's taxonomy places the organism in Eukaryota, Metazoa, Chordata, Actinopteri, Mugiliformes, Mugilidae. The transcript has 10 exons. Gene Ontology annotation, cellular component: membrane. Gene Ontology annotation, molecular function: L-amino acid transmembrane transporter activity. Gene Ontology annotation, biological process: amino acid transmembrane transport.
AACACACGUUGUGGUUGUGUUGGCCUGGAGGGAUUGCAACACUGACUGUUGCUGCCUCUCCAUGUGAUCUCACCAGUGUCAGACAGGUCGUCCAGAAGGGAGGCACCGACCUGAGAGAGACUCUACAUGUUCAGAGGGACAAACAGACUUAUUGAUCUUUUUGAAAGCAAUCACCACUGGCAUAAUGGGAGAACUAAGGCAGAAGAUUGGGGUAAUGUCACAGACGAUAUGUCCAAGCUCACGGGUUUCGUCUGAGGAAGACUUAAAGGCUCCAAAUGGAGUCAAAGAAGAGAAAAUGCAGAUGAAGAGGGAAAUCUCUCUCAUCAAUGGGAUCUGCCUCAUCGUUGGCAACAUGAUUGGCUCUGGGAUCUUUGUCUCUCCGAAAGGCGUACUCAUGUACAGCGGCUCUUAUGGACUGUCGUUGCUUAUUUGGGCUCUCGGAGGCAUCUUCUCAGUGUUUGGGGCCUUGUGCUACGCUGAACUCGGCACAACCAUCACCAAGUCGGGUGCCAGCUACGCCUACAUCCUGGAGUCAUUCGGCGGCUUCCUGGCUUUCAUUCGUCUGUGGACGUCCAUCCUGUUGAUCGAGCCCGCCAGCCAGGCUGUGAUUUCACUGACUUUUGCCAACUAUCUUGUGGAGUCUUUCUACCCGACAUGCCAGCCGCCGUACGAUGCAGUCCGCCUCAUUGCUGCAGCCUGCCUCUGUAUGCUCAUCUUCAUUAACUGCGCUUAUGUGAAGUGGGGUACUCUGGUCCAGGAUAUUUUCACCUACGCCAAACUUAUGGCGCUCUUCCUCAUCAUUAUAAUAGGAAUCUUGAAAAUAUCUAUUGGGGAAACGAAGAGCUUUGAGAACACCUUCGAGGGCUCCUCCACAGAUCCAGGAGCCAUAGCUUUGGCCCUCUACUCAGCUCUCUUCUCCUACUCCGGCUGGGACACACUCAACUUUGUCACUGAGGAGAUUCAGAAUCCAGAACGGAAUCUUCCCCUGGCCAUCGCCGUCUCCAUGCCCAUAGUGACCAUCAUCUACCUGAUGACCAACGUGGCGUAUUAUGUGGUUCUAGACAUGCCCUCUCUGCUGGCCAGUGACGCUGUUGCUGUGACAUUUGGAAAUGCAGUCUUAGGGCCGUUCAAGUGGAUCAUCCCUGUUUCGGUGGCCAUGUCCUGCUAUGGAGGACUCAAUGCUUCCAUCAUUGCUGCCUCACGGCUGUUUUAUGUCGGAGCCAGAGAGGGCCACCUCCCCAACAGUCUAAGCCUGAUCCACAUGGAGCGCUAUACGCCCGUCCCUGCACUGCUGUUCAAUGGGUUAAUGGGCCUGAUCUUCCUGUGUGUGGAGGACGUGUUCCAGCUCAUCAACUAUUUCAGCUUCAGCUACUGGCUCUACGUGGGUCUCUCUGUGGCCGGCCUCAUCUACCUGAGGAAAACUCAGCCGGACAGACACAGGCCAGUCAAGCUGACCUUGUUCUUCCCCUACAUCUACUGUCUGUGCAGCCUGUUCCUAGUGAUCGUCCCUCUGUACGGAGACACCAUCAAUUCCCUCAUAGGAAUUGGCAUCGCCUUGUCGGGAGUGCCGGUUUAUUAUGUGGCCAUUUACUUGCCUGAGGAGAGGAGGCCCAAAUUCAUACACAAACUAAACACCUUUGCCACCAGGUGCACCCAGAAGUUGCUCUACUGCUGUCUGACUGAGUUCGACCCCGAGGAUGAAAUACAAGCAGGCACUAAAACACAGUGAGCUGCAGACGAAAAGCCUCGCUUUGACAGAGCGUCGAGCUGGAGGGUGACGACAUUUUUGACGUUUACCUCUGUUGGGUCUAGCUAACAAAAAGAAGUCCCAGCAGCUCAAAUCACUCUGAGAAGAGUAUGGGAAACUGAGAGCGGGAAUAAAUCUACUGAAUAAAUAUGACACUGAAACUCAGAUUUCAUUUUUUAGGUGUGUGUGAAGACUUCAUUUUGAAGUGAUGAUGAGCAGUAGUUUGUGCUGCUGCCUGUCUCAUGUAGAGAGACACUUUAUUCUCAAUGAGACAUUUUCCUAUAAACACCUUUUCCAACAGUAAGUCUGAAAUGCUACAUGAGUGCAGAACUAACCUGAAGUCACUUUUUUUAGCCUGUAGAUGGCGCACCCGGGCCGGCCUUCUUUCAGGCGCUUCCUUUGUGUGUUGCGCGCAUGGUGGGAUUUUGUCUUUUGACGUUUUCUCUCAUUUAUUUUGAAGUGAGGGAAGUUCAAAGAUCACAAUUUCCCCCUCAUAUGAUCAUAUGAAAAGCAACACUGAAACAAAGCACUUUUGAAAUUUUUAGUUACAUAUUUUUAUCGGCUUAUCUACAUGUUGUUUUUAACUCUCCUCUUAAAACCUGAGCCUUUUUUUUUUUUUUUUUACAGUUAUAUGACAUGUGGCGUGUUUGUGGUUUGUUGUGCAACUGCUACGGACGGACUGUGUUUCUUUAUCAUUUUGUAUUUUGAUUAAACUGCAAAUAUCUUUUGCAUCACA